Messenger RNA from Fusarium oxysporum Fo47, 1086 nucleotides. RefSeq lists its product as uncharacterized. The record is from RefSeq and is a predicted model, not a curated record. Lineage: Eukaryota; Fungi; Ascomycota; Sordariomycetes; Hypocreales; Nectriaceae. The transcript is spliced from 2 exons. The coding region runs from base 301 to 1086 and encodes 261 amino acids.
UUCAAUAAGGCCGAAUAUGCACGUCGCAUAUCAUUUUACGACGUUAAUCGAUUGCGAAAGCAGGAAGUGGUCAAAAUACGCCAACAUACUGCUGCCAUGUGCAGUAUUACCACAGGAGCAGCAGGCGCACUGCUAUCCGGCGGAGGUACCCUCCUGCUGAGUGCCUAUGGGGCUCGCCGACUGUCCGUAGCACAUUCAAAGCUUGAGCUUAUACAGGCAGAGCUUACAAAACGCGGCAUAGCCCUACACGAAAUACAGAAGUGAGAUAUCCUCAUCCCUGUUGGAGCAUCUAUUGUCGGAAUGGGCGUCGGUGUCGGCAUAGACGAGGCAGCCGCUGUUGCAACCAACACCAUCCCCAUGGAAGCGAGUCUACCCCCAGGGUCUUCUCUCACUGAUGCAUUGUCUACGAACGCGAGUGGCGUAAUCAGUGGGGUAGCUCACGGUGUCACAGAGCAGACUCACGAGAUGGGGCAGGCCAUACUGAAUAUAGACAAUGGUAUUCCAGCAGCCCAGGACCUUGCAAGAGAAACAAUCUGGGCUCCUGCGGCGUCUACCCAGGACGCCAUUGGAUUUCACGCUGGCAUGGUUAUAAUGCAGGCCGUUGAGAAAGGAUUCGCAAGCCUAACAUCGAACCUGUUGGCAACGUGGACUAUGGAAGCCCUGACUGGGGAUGUUUCCAGGACCAAGCCGCCGCUCCUGCCACAUGUCUUCCCAGGUACUGUUGGGGUGGAUAUGAUGAGGAAUCGAGAAUCCCGGGCCGGCAGCUGGCUGUAUAACUGGAUUGGCAACACGGUAAUGGGUAUCAUCGCAAGGCUGAUGAAACUUCUAUCCACCACUGUGGAGCAAGCUGGUGAAAGAAGUCUGUACCUGAGCACGGGUGCAGAAUACGGCGGGAGAGGAGUCCCGUUGAAAGAUGGCCAGGAACGUGCCUUGGCGUUAAACAGGACGACCAGUGGUUCACUGUUUUCCAUCGACGAAAGGUUGGAGCCCAUAUGGAACGAUAAUGUGCUUGGCGAACUGCAGGAGAAGCAGGCACUUGAAAUAGUCUGGAGAUGGACCGAGGGUAUAUUGAAGCCUUAUCAGUGA